Molecule: messenger RNA, 2198 nt
Organism: Spodoptera litura
Lineage: Eukaryota; Metazoa; Arthropoda; Insecta; Lepidoptera; Noctuidae
Product: organic cation transporter protein-like
Biological process (GO): transmembrane transport
Cellular component (GO): membrane
Molecular function (GO): transmembrane transporter activity
Source: RefSeq, a predicted model, not a curated record
UGGCCGAACUGUACCUUGUCCUACAAAUUGUGAUUUACAUUCAUUAUUGAGACUUAGUCCCGCGCAACGGGCCAGUGAAAAUGCACACGGCAUUUUAGUUGUUUUUCUUCUCACUGUUUGAUAAACAUGGCGGCAAUGAAACCGCGUGCAAAAUAACACGCGAGUGUUCGAUUUUUAAACUCAUGUUUUUUUAAUUGUUAGUGGCCUGUGGGUUUAGUGCGAGUGUAGUGCUGUGCAAAUAGAAAAAAGAAUUUAAAUUGAUAUAAAAUAAUAUAAAAAAAAAUUGUGAAGUGAUCAUGAAAAAUAUUUAAUUAUAAAAAAUAUUUAAAAUAAUAUUAGUACAGUGCCAUGGCUUCCGAAGAGAAAUCGAUAAAAACACAUUUGGACGAUGUGCUGGGAAAGUUUACGAUGUUUGGACCCUACCAUGGGCAGUUGAUGUUGUUUAUAGGCCUGGCCUAUGCCUCUAACUCAGCUUAUAGUUCUAAUUAUGUGUUCGCGGUAGAAGAAGUCGCAUAUAGGUGUAAAGAUGAAACUUUCGCAGACAAUAUGUGUGGUACUAUCAAUGGGACGUCGUGUAACGAAUGGGUGUAUGACAAACCUGAGAGUUUUGUGGCUGACUUUCAGCUCGCCUGCCAGGAUUGGAAGAGGACCCUAGUGGGAACGGUCCACAGCUUAGCUUAUAUGGUUGGGCUACUUUUUGUUGGCCCUUUAUCAGAUAGAAUAGGAAGAAAAGCCUUGAUAAUAGCGACAGGCGUAUUGGGUGGAGUCCUGGGUAUCGCCAGGAGUUUUGUCACCUCUUAUUGGCUGUAUAUAGUUUUGGAGUUUCUGGAGUCAGCCAUUGGAGACAUAUGCUCACCAGCUUAUAUACUGAACAUAGAGAUAAUAGCAACUACCAAACGUGUCCCCUACUACAUGCUAUGCUCCAUUGGAUACAGCAUAGGCGGAAUAUUAAAAGCCCUCGUAGCUUGGAUGGUUCCUGACUGGAGAAACUUCCUACGAGUCCUAUACGCUCCAGCAUUACUCUUCUUCUCAUAUAUAUAUUUGAUAGAUGAAAGUCCAAGAUGGCUCCUAAUAAAGGGCAAGAAGAAAGAAGCAGUAGCUAUUGUAGAGAAAAUGGCAAAAAAGAAUGAUAUUACAUUAGACCAGAAGGUGCUAGAUAAUCUAGUAAGCGAUACUAAAGAAGAAGAGAAUGUAGAAUUUGGAACUGUGUUGAAGAGUACGUUUACUUCUGGGGCCUUGUUUAAGAGGUUCCUAGUCUGUGUUAUAUGGUGGACGACUUCUACGUUUGUGAAUUAUGGUAUGACCAUAACAUCUGUGUCUUUGCAAGGGAACAUAUAUUUGAACUUUGCCUUAGUGUCUAUGACUGAUGUCCCUGGAAGUUUUAUAGCAAUGUAUGUGCUGAUGAAGUAUAAAAGGAAGAUACCGUUGAUUGUUAGCUUCUUGUUGGCUGGUGUAUUUUGUGUUGGACAACCGUUCUUGCCUACAAAUUAUGAAUGGCUGUCAAUAACAACGUUCUUGGUCAGUAAGUUGAUGGUGACUCUGUACUUCGGCAUCACCUACAUGUAUACGUCGGAAUUAUUCCCUACAUAUACGCGGAACUCCAUGCAUGCACUAUGCUCAUCUUUGGGUAGAGUGGGUUCUAUAGUAGCACCUCAGACACCACUUUUGACCAUGUACUGGCAUGGACUCCCAUCACUAGUAUUUGGAAUCUCAUCGCUUGUAGCAGGGUUUGCAACGUUCCUCGUUCCUGACAUCGCCAAUGAUGCAUUACCUGAUACUGUGAAGGAAGCUGAGGCGAUAGGCCAUAAAGACAAACCGGUGCUACCUAGUGACACAACAUCGAAACUAAAUCAUGACGUAGUAAAUAAAAGUUUUGACUGGAAGGAGUAGAUGUAUAGGUGAAUGUGAAAUGAAGUUAUGUAUUAAAUUGUGUUUGCUUGUUCGCACGUUUAUACAACGAAUUGACACGAAUUUAAUAGAAGUCUAUAAGAUAAUAACUAAGCAAUUAUUUAAUAAAGACGUAAAUGUAAUAAAUAAGUUAUGGACAAAAUAUAUCUAGUAAAGCAUAAUGAUGAUAUUAUAAUAUUGUAUUUAUUAGUGAAUUUAAGAUACAGUUGGCCUAAACUAAGGUUUUAAUACAACUUUUUUAAGCGUUUUAUGGACCAUCUGGUAAAUGCAUCUGAAAUUUUUAUUUGAAA